Molecule: messenger RNA, 336 nt
Organism: Angiostrongylus costaricensis
Lineage: Eukaryota; Metazoa; Nematoda; Chromadorea; Rhabditida; Metastrongylidae
Source: the annotation of a GenBank genome assembly
AUGUCUCCUGCAAUGUUCCUCUUAACACUGCUACUGCUUUGUGGAACGUUAUUCCAACCUGGUCAUCUUAGUGGUGGAUUUGAAAUGCCAUUUGGAUGCGGUGGAAUGACCAUGAGCGACCAAACUAGACAGGGUGCCCUGAAUUUGAUCAACAGAAUCCGUUCACGAGUCGCGCUCGGUGAAUUUCAGGCCAAGGACUACUUGUCGUCUGCAAACGACAUGGAAGCAAUGAGAUGGCAUUGCGAUCUGGAGACGAUGGCUCGGACAGCCGUGCUGAAUUGCAGCCAAGAUCCACCACCAGUUAAGGCUGAGAACGCAAUGAAUUAUCGGUUGUGA